ACGCACGCGUACAGUAUGUUUCCGUUUUUUUUUUGCUCUUUCACUCCAGCGCGCUCGCACCGCGGCUCGAAAUACUGCGAGCGUCACGUAGAAAAGGCUACACUGACGCACUUCAUCCACUCUAUCAAGCUUGAAGCGCAAUAGGAAUAAUGUCCGAGCCGUACCGCGAGUGGAUUCUGGGCUCCAUAGACUCCCUGAGGUCGAGGAAAGCGCGACCGGACCUGGACAGAAUUUGCAGAAUGGUUAAAAGACGACACGGCUCGGACUGGGACCGAACCCGCUCAGAACUAGAGAAACUGAUAGAGGAGCAGACGGUGCUCAAAGUCAACUAUAAAGGCUCGGUUUCCUAUCGCAACGCGGCAAAGGUGCUACGAGGCAGGAGAAAACCCGAGCAGAACAAGUGUGCGGUGAAACAGCCUUGUCUCGCGGACUGGAGCACCGGCGACAGCGCUCUCGGUCCCGCGGAUGAGGAUCACAUGGAGGACAUGGAAGUGAGUGCACAGAGCAAGCGGCUGCGCUCCGGGAAAAACGAGACGCGAAAUGUCCAAGACGAGAUGUCCACGACGGCAGGAAUGGACAGCAGCAUGGACGAGGAGGGGGAUGAGAGCAGUCUGGAUGCCAUGUGCGCUCAGAGCACCACUGACUCGGGCAUCAGCAUGAGUCCCAUCACCAGCAGUAACACCAGUCAACCUGUUCCCUCACCCACGUCCUCCAAGAGCUCGCCUACCCAUGAUGCUCUGAGGCAGGACGCCGACAGCACUUACAUCCUCCCUGAGCACAUUCAGCCAGCAGCCCAGCAGGACACAGGAUCUGUGGCGCUCCUGCAGCAGCCAGCGGCCAUCUGUCUCUCGUCUCUUCAUGCCGAGGAGGGGCCGAGGGUGGAGAGGAGCGCGCUCACCCCUGAUCCGCUGCCGUCAGACUGCAAAGCCACACCGGACGAGGUGGGGACGUCAGAUGGAGGGCCUCACGCUGUGUCUGAUCCUGUUGAGGAGGGUGAAUUGUGCACCAAAAGCACAACUGAGGAAGAAACAGUGGAGGGAAACAAUGUUGACAAUGGAGGGAUGAAUAAUGGAAAUGAUGUGGUAAAGAGAGAAAUCGGGCAGGACCCUUUGCUUUGGAGCGUGGCUGAUGUGGCCAGUUACUUCACGUCUGUGGGUUUCCCCGAGCAGGCGCUGGCUUUCAGGACACAGGAAAUAGAUGGGAAGUCCUUACUGCUGAUGCAGCGCAGUGACGUGUUGACUGGUCUGUCGAUCAGACUCGGCCCCGCUCUUAAGAUCUACGAGAAUCAUGUGAAGGUGCUGCAGAGGAGCCACUUUCAGGACGACAGCCGUCUCUUCUCAUAGUGCUGGUGUUUUCAGCGAAAACAGACUGAAACUCUCCUGGCUCAGAGCGCUGGCCAUAAAAUGAGGAGACACGUUAACUCUUUAAGACUUGAUUUGCACAAUCCUCCUCCGUUUAUCUUCUCUUCUUCCGUGUGAGGACAUGCCGCAUGAUUCAGCCCUGCAGUCUGUCCUUCUAUCCAUCCGUCACAGGGCUGAACGGACCAUUCGUCUCAGUAGAAGUGUUAUUUUUUUAUUUCUACGGUGGAGCUUUUCAUUCACCAGUGUGUUUUCCUUCUGUUUUUGUCAGAUAUGAUUUACAGUGUCGCAAUAUUAUAUAAACCUUGUUCUUGUCCAAUUAAAUGUUCGAUGUUCAGCAAUGUUUUACAGCAGUCUUAAAAUGGACAUGCAAUGUUAGGAAAUAAAUUCCAGUUUCAGAAUCUGAAA
Carassius gibelio (silver crucian carp) is the source of this 1766-nucleotide messenger RNA. RefSeq names its product scm-like with four MBT domains protein 1. Gene Ontology annotation, molecular function: protein binding; DNA binding. The record is from RefSeq and is a predicted model, not a curated record. Bases 150 to 1343 code for a protein of 397 amino acids. The transcript is spliced from 7 exons. NCBI's taxonomy places the organism in Eukaryota, Metazoa, Chordata, Actinopteri, Cypriniformes, Cyprinidae.